AGCAGGGCGAAUCCAACUAAAUAAAGAUGCCAGCUAUUGAAGCAGUCGGAGCAGAGGAAGAUCCCUUUGAGCCGUACUACUUUCAGCAUGAGGAGCAGAAGAUUUGCGGCGAGCCCGUAAGCCCAAUAACUGAUUGGUAUGACCCCAAUUACCCCAGUGUGGUGGAUCGAUUCUUUACGCGUUACUACUACAUAAAAGGUGGAGCACCUUACCAGGUUCUCUAUCACUCCAAUCGCAUUUGCCUCAUUUGCCUUGCGCCCACCCAUCCCGCCUAUGGCGAGGGCAUCGCCUCCGUUAGCUACGAUGUGGGCAAUAUGGAUCGCAGCCAGAAUGUGGUCAAGGGCAAAUCCAAGAAGGGCGGCAUGAUUCUACAGGCGGACACAACGCUCGCCCUGCUGACCACGGAGACUGGCACAGUCUAUAAAAUUCCCAGCUGCAUACGAGGCAAGCUGGUGGAAGUGAACACUGCUCUCCAAACGGAUGCCAAGCAGCUGCAUCAGGCCGCUGAGGGUGCGGGAUACUUCGCCAUAUUGUUGCCCAAGAUUGAGAACUGCAGUGAUAUUAUAUCCAACUUAUUGACCCAGCAGCAAUAUGACGAGCAGCUGAAAAAGGGUGAAACAUAACGACAAUGCACACAGCUAAGACGCUCUUUGUAUA
This is a messenger RNA of Drosophila navojoa, 657 nucleotides long. Its product is annotated as protein Abitram. The record is from RefSeq and is a predicted model, not a curated record. Gene Ontology annotation, cellular component: filopodium tip; lamellipodium; dendrite. Gene Ontology annotation, molecular function: actin monomer binding; actin filament binding. NCBI's taxonomy places the organism in Eukaryota, Metazoa, Arthropoda, Insecta, Diptera, Drosophilidae. Gene Ontology annotation, biological process: regulation of filopodium assembly; dendrite morphogenesis; regulation of actin filament polymerization.